UGACGUGUGAAUGUCCACGCGUCUGUCGCCGCGCAUUUUUUUGCAAAACGCUCGACAUAGUGUCUGGCGGAAUUUGCGCUAUAAUAAAUGUGUUAAAUUAUUGCAGUAAGACAGACAUUUGUUUUUCGUUUCUAAUACGCAUUAAGUUUCAAAGAGCGGCACAAUGUCGAGCUUCGUUCUAGAUAAAGAAUCAUUUGUGCGUCGAAUAAAACGCCUCUAUACUGAAUGGAAGGCGCCGAGCACUGGUCACGAUGAUGCGCUUAGUAAUCUGGACUGCAUCAUGAGCGUGGUGGGCGUAGAUGAGGAUGUUGUCUACUCCAAAUCCAUGGCUUUGCAGCUUUGGCUGCUGGGCUACGAAUUGACGGACACCAUCUCGAUCUUUGCCUCGGAUGCCAUCUAUUUCCUCACCAGCAAAAAGAAGAUUGAGUUCCUCAAACAGGCGCAGAAUAUUAGCGAAGAGGGCGUGCCGGAAAUAAAGUUGCUUGUACGCGAUCGCACCGACAAGGAUAAUGCUAACUUUGAUAAGCUCAUCAAGACCAUACAGAACUCGAAAAAGGGCAAAAGGUUAGGCGUCUUUACGAAGGACGCAUUCCCGGGAGAAUUUAGCGAAGCUUGGAAGAAGAUGCUGACAGACGCCAAGUUUGAGCACGUGGACAUUAGCACCAUAAUUGCGUACUUGAUGUGCCCCAAGGAUGAGUCCGAGAUUAAUAAUAUACGCAAAGCUUCAUUGGUGUCCAUGGACAUAUUCAACAAGUAUUUGAAAGACGAAAUCAUGGACAUUAUCGACUCUGAUCGGAAAGUGAAGCACACAAAAUUAGCGGAUGGCUGCGAAACAGCUAUAACCGAGAAGAAAUACACUAGCGGUCUGGAUCCACGUCUACUUGAUAUGGCCUACCCACCAAUCAUUCAGUCGGGAGGCGCAUAUAGCUUAAAAUUCUCGGCGGCAGCCGAUAAAAAUCAUUUGCAUUUUGGUGUUAUCGUCUGCUCACUGGGCGCUCGCUACAAAUCCUACUGUUCGAACAUUUCGCGCACAUUUCUGGUGAAUCCCACCGAGACCAUGCAGGAGAACUACACGUUUCUGGUAAACGUGCAGGAGGAAAUACUCAAGUUACUUGUGCCGAAUGCAAAACUAUGCGAAGUCUAUGACACUACGCUCGCCUAUGUGAAAAAGGAGAAACCCAGCAUGGUGGACAAUCUAACCAAGAGCUUUGGCUUUGCCAUGGGUCUGGAGUUUCGCGAGAAUUCCAUUGUCAUUGGCCCCAAAUGUCAGGCGCUGAUCAAAAAGAAUAUGGUCUUCAAUCUGCAUGUUGGCAUCUCGAAUUUAACCAAUGCCGAUGCAGCCGACAAAGAGGGCAAAACCUAUGCGCUCUUUAUUGGCGAUACAGUGCUCGUUGGUGACCAGGGACCGGCUAGCGUGAUGACGCCAUCCAAGAAGAAGAUCAAGAACGUUGGCAUCUUUAUCAAGGAUGACGACGACGAGGAGGAGGAUGUGGAUGAUAAAAAGGCAACCAAAGCAGAUCAAAGCACCGAGAUCUUGGGUCGCAGCAAACGAAAUGCUGUGCUCGAAUCAAAAUUGCGCAAUGAGAUCAACACCGAAGAGAAGCGCAAGGAACAUCAACGUGAGCUGGCGCAAGCGCUCAACGAACGUGCCAAGGAACGUCUGGCUAAACAGGGUAAUUCCAAGGAGGUGGAAAAGGUGCGCAAGAACACCGUCUCCUACAAAUCGAUGAGCCAAAUUCCACGCGAACCCGAAGUUAAGGAGCUCAAAUUGUAUGUGGACAAAAAGUAUGAGACGGUCAUUAUGCCAGUGUUUGGCAUUCAGGUGCCAUUCCACAUAUCCACCAUCAAGAACAUUUCGCAAUCUGUUGAAGGCGAAUACACGUAUCUGCGCAUCAAUUUCUUUCAUCCCGGCGCCACAAUGGGACGCAACGAGGGCGGUCUCUAUCCACAGCCGGAGGCGACCUUUGUCAAGGAAGUCACGUAUCGCAGCUCCAAUGUGAAAGAGCACGGCGAGAUUGCGGCUGCUUCUUCAAAUCUGAACAAUGCUUUCCGGCUGAUCAAAGAGGUGCAAAAACGCUUCAAGACCCGCGAGGCAGAAGAGCGUGAAAAGGAGGAUUUGGUCAAACAGGAUACGCUGAUACUUUCGCAAAACAAGGGCAAUCCCAAGCUGAAGGAUCUGUACAUACGUCCCAACAUUGUCACCAAGCGGAUGACGGGCAGCUUGGAGGCACACACCAAUGGCUUCCGUUACAUCUCGGUGCGUGGCGACAAAGUCGACAUACUGUACAACAACAUCAAGAGCGCAUUCUUUCAACCAUGCGAUGGUGAAAUGAUUAUACUGCUGCAUUUCCAUCUGAAGUACGCGAUCAUGUUUGGCAAAAAGAAGCAUGUGGAUGUGCAGUUCUACACGGAGGUGGGCGAGAUCACCACAGAUCUGGGCAAGCAUCAGCAUAUGCACGAUCGUGAUGAUUUGGCCGCCGAGCAGGCGGAACGUGAGCUGCGCCACAAGCUCAAGACGGCGUUCAAGAGUUUCUGCGAGAAGGUUGAAGGCAUGACCAAGGCACUGGUCGAGUUUGAUACUCCGUUCCGUGAGCUGGGCUUUCCGGGCGCACCUUUCCGCAGCACAGUCACAUUGCAGCCAACAUCAGGUUCGCUGGUCAAUCUGACGGAGUGGCCACCAUUUGUGAUUACGCUGGACGAUGUGGAGCUGGUGCAUUUUGAGCGUGUGCAGUUCCAUUUGCGUAACUUUGACAUGAUAUUUGUGUUCAAGGAGUACAACAAAAAGGUUGCCAUGGUCAAUGCCAUUCCCAUGAACAUGCUGGAUCACGUUAAGGAGUGGCUCAAUUCCUGCGACAUUCGCUACUCGGAGGGCGUUCAAUCGCUCAAUUGGCAGAAGAUCAUGAAGACCAUUGUUGAUGAUCCAGAGGGCUUCUUUGAUCAAGGCGGCUGGACAUUUUUGGAUCCCGAAUCGGGCAGUGAAGCCGACAAUGAAUCGGCCGAAUCGGAAGAGGAUGAAGCCUACAAUCCUACAGAUGCCGAAACGGAUGAUGAGACCGACGAAGAUGACUCCGAAUACUCGGAGGCUUCCGAGGAUGAAAGCGAUGACAGCGACGAACUGGGAUCCGAUGAGGAGUCGGGCAAGGAUUGGUCCGAUCUGGAGCGCGAGGCCGCUGAAGAGGAUCGCAACAAUGAUUACAACACCGAUGACAAGCGCAACGGCAAAUUCGAGUCAAAGAAACAUGGCAAGAGCUCCAAGCACAGUCGUCGCGAGCGUGAGGAGCAGCGAUCGUCGCACAGUAAAAAGCAUAAGUCGAAUUCCUCCUCUUCUUCGCAUUUAAAAUCCUCCAGCUCCAAACAUGGCAGCUCAUCUAGCCCAUCGAAAUCGUCCAAGGAUAAGUAUCACAAUCGCGACAAGCAUCAUUCCUCCUCGUCAUCGGGUCACAAGAGCAACAGCAAGGAUAAGGAUCGCAAGCGUUCGCGCGACGACAGUCGAGACAAUGGACACAACAAAUCGAAGAAGUCGCGACACUAAGGACACACACACACACACCAUUAGUUGUAGGACACACAAUAGCACAGCAACCCACACACACACACACACACACACAUAUAUAUACACACAUACAUCUGCACCAUAUAAUAAAUACAGAACAGAGAAGAAAUACAGUAUACCUUAACCUUAGGUUAAUUCGUGUCUACGAUAUCUCCAUUUUGUAAAUUCUGACAUUGUAAUCCUCGAACCAAACACACACACACACACCAACACAAACGCACAAAUUCGUACCCAAUAUACACACUGCAAAUGUCUGGAUAUACUUUGAUGUUGAUUCACUGUUGAGAAACUGUAUUUCACCCAAAUCCUUUUAAAAUGGCUUCUCUUCUCCAGCAUUCAUUUUGAAAAAGUUGUAUUACAAAUUGCAAAUAAUUCUAAUACGAUUUCUAUUUUGUAUGUAAUAAACUAGCCUUGUAAGUGCGCAAUGCA
This is a messenger RNA of Drosophila nasuta, 3982 nucleotides long. RefSeq names its product SPT16 homolog, facilitates chromatin remodeling subunit dre4 (gene dre4). Gene Ontology annotation, molecular function: nucleosome binding. Gene Ontology annotation, cellular component: FACT complex. Lineage: Eukaryota; Metazoa; Arthropoda; Insecta; Diptera; Drosophilidae. The record is from RefSeq and is a predicted model, not a curated record. Gene Ontology annotation, biological process: transcription elongation by RNA polymerase II.